GAGGUCCGCGGAGAUGUGUAGCCUCGUCCCAGCUGCGCUUUUGGUCGGCGCGCUCCUGUGCCUGGCUUCGUCGUCGUCACCUGCGGUGGCGACGAGGUCGCCGGGAAGGACAUUUAACGUCUUGUCGUUCGGAGCUGCGGCGGACGGGGUCACCGACGAUUCGGAGGCACUUGUAGCAGCAUGGCAAGUGGCGUGCCGGGUCCCGCACGCAACCGUGCUACUCCCGUUAGGGCACAGGUUCCUCGUCUCGCCGGUCACCCUCCAAGGCCCCUGCAACACAAAGCUCGCGCUUCAGAUCGAUGGCACCAUGCUAGCGCCUCCAGAGAUGGGUUCCUGGCCGAAGCCCAGGAGGCCUCUCCAGUGGCUCAACUUCAAGUGGCUGCAAGGCUUCAGCAUCCAGGGAGCUGGCGCGGUUGAUGGCCAGAGCUCGUCGCUGCAAAGCGCCUCACCAGCUACUACUUCUCAGAGAUCUGCAGGGCACUGGCAGGCAUCAGGGGCCAAACCUACGCUUAUAAGGUUUUACAACAGCUUCAAUGUCAGCGUGCGUGGCAUCCGGAUCACCAACAGCCCACAGUGCCACCUCAAGUUCGACAGCUCCGGAGGCAUCAAGGUGAAGAACAUCACAAUCUCUUCUCCCGGGGACAGCCGCAACACCGACGGUAUCCAUCUUCAGAACACCAGGGACGUCGAGAUCAGAAGCACGAGCAUCGGCUGCGGCGAUGACUGCGUGUCGAUACAGACAGGUUGCUCAAACAUUCACAUGAAAAACAUCAUCUGCAACCCCGGUCAUGGAAUCAGUUGCAGUGUAGGAGGACUAGGGAAGGACAAUAGUUUGGCUUGUGUCUCCGAUGUAGUUGCGGAGAGCAUCAGCGUGCAGAACGCUCUUUACGGCGUCAGGAUCAAGACGUGGCAGGGGGGCGUGGGCUCCGUCAGGAACAUCACCUUCUCCAACGUCAGGGUGUCGAACGUGGCGACGCCCAUCAUCAUCGACCAGUUCUACUGCGACAGGGGCGGGGCGCGGUGCGCGAACCGGACCGGCGCGGUGGCGAUCAGCGGCGUGACGUACCGGCGCGUCGUGGGGACGUACUCGUUCCAGCCGGUGCGCUUGGCGUGCAGCGACGCCAGGCCGUGCACCGGCGUCAGCAUGGUGGACGUGCGCCUGUCGCCGGCGAGCGCACCCGAGGGACCUCUGCGGGGGGGCCUGUGCUGGAACACCUACGGCGAGGCGCGGGGGACGAUGGAGCCCUUGGGCACUGGGUGCUUGCAGAGGAGCAAUGGAUACGCGAUGCCUUUGAUCCAGCCUUUUAACUACACAUGCUGAGCCCACGAAAGAGUGGAAAAUGGAUAGCAGUUAUCUGAAUUAUUCGAUAUUCGUAUCAUUAAAAUACGAAUAUAUAUAUCUAAUUUGUAUUUGUUUCUAAAAUAGAUGUAUUUGAAUUCGUUUUCGAGAA
Messenger RNA from Phragmites australis (common reed), 1451 nucleotides. Its product is annotated as polygalacturonase At1g48100-like. The record is from RefSeq and is a predicted model, not a curated record. Gene Ontology annotation, molecular function: polygalacturonase activity. Bases 14 to 1321 code for a protein of 435 amino acids. Gene Ontology annotation, biological process: carbohydrate metabolic process. Lineage: Eukaryota; Viridiplantae; Streptophyta; Magnoliopsida; Poales; Poaceae. The transcript is spliced from 7 exons.